This is a messenger RNA of Chara braunii, 2286 nucleotides long. Lineage: Eukaryota; Viridiplantae; Streptophyta; Charophyceae; Charales; Characeae. The record is from the annotation of a GenBank genome assembly.
AGAAAGGGGGUGUGGAUAGGGUAGGGCUUGGAAUGGCGUCCACGUGGCAGAGCAUCGCGCCACUGAGCAGGGGGGUGCCAGGGACGGCGUGCAGCCGAAGGAGGGGGGACCACAUCUUUCCCGCCGAGUGUGCCCACGUGGCAGGCGGGCCACCGCAAACAGCUGCCACGUCAUCGGGCUGGCAAGCAGGUGGAGUUUCGCGAGUGCCAGUUCGGCCGAAUCAUGCCACGUGGCAACAAUCUGGCCUUUCGCGCCGCUGCCACGUGUCUCAAGGGGAGAAGCAGACGAUAUCGGCGGCGGCUGCACGAGGAGGAGGAGCAAGGAACGAUGGAGUCGGGGCGCGGGGGAGGGUUAGGCUAUCUGCAAAAGCCAAGACGCACCGAUUCUGGAGAGGGCCAUCGCGUGUCGCGGCUGACGCAAUGCCACGUCGGCGCGCAGCGAAGCUAACAGUAGCUGACGUGUCAACACGAGGCUUCUCCGACGGCCACGUGUGCAAUCUGUGUAAUGGGUGCGGGAGCCCUUGGGGUGGUAGGUCUCCCAUCUUCGCCGGACGUACUGUACGCUUCCCAACCCACGAAGGCCUCCCUUCCCAUACUCGCCACCCUCCUCCUCCUCCUCAUCAUCAUCAUCAUCAUCGAGUGAUCAGGAGGCAUGCCACGUUGCGCCCCAACUGGGUAUUUGACCCCCUCCACCACCUGAGCACGCGCCGCUAUGGCAGCAGAAAGCCUUCUUCUUCUCCGCCGCCACGUGGCAGCGAUAAUUUCUCCCCCUCUCUAACGGUGCUUAGCUUGAUAGGGGGUACGAGAGGCCCGCAGAAGCCAGGCCCUUCAACACAGGCCCAACCAACCCCCCCAAUCCCCUCUUCCACCCCCCCCUCCUCCUCCUCCUCCUCCUCCUCCUCCUCUAGGGGUUCAUCCUCGUCUAUCCUGGGUUCUGACGACAGUUCACCUUCUCUCGGCGACUUGUUCAGAGGCAAGCUACCUUCCAAAUUAGGUAUAUUACUUCUCUUCGUGGCCUUGUCGCGAUUAGGAGUGUAUGUACCUCUCCCAGGGGUAGACAUCAAGGCCUUCUCUAGUCAGCUCGAUCAAUCAGGCAUUUUAGGAACAUUGGACACCCUAUCUGGGGGGGGGAUAGGGAGGCUGGGGGUCUUCAGCCUGGGCAUUGUGCCCUUCAUCAACUCUUCCAUCGUGUUUCAAUUGGUGGCAAGUCUGUUUCCCAAGCUGCAGGAUCUGCAGAAGAAGGAGGGGGAGGCGGGAAGGAGGAAGUUCCUCCAGUACACAAGAUAUGGCGCCUUGGCCUUCGCUUUCGCGCAGGCGUUCGGCCAGUGCUUGUUCAUCAGGCCCUACGUGUACCACUUCGACCUAGAGUGGUUCGUGUCAUCCACCUUCACUCUCACCGCCGGAUCGAUGAUCGUCAUGUGGAUUGGCGAGCAGAUCUCGGAGUUGAAGAUCGGGAACGGGACCUCGAUCCUCAUCUUCUGCAAUAUUUUGUCCUAUCUGCCGGCCUCGGUCGGUCGCACAGUUCAGCAGGCCAUCAACGACAACAACUACUUGGGAUUAGCCGCGAUCGUCGGCGGUUUCUUGGGACUUGUGUUCGGCAUUGUCUACGUGCAAGAGGCGGAGAGGAAGAUCCCGAUGAACUAUGCGUCGCGAUUCCGAGCAGACAACCGAGGUCUGGGCAGGAGCAGUUACUUGCCGUUCAAGGUAAACUCCUCGGGGGUGAUGCCAGUGAUCUUCUCCUCCUCUCUGCUCGCCGCGCCGGCCACCAUAGCUCGCUUCUCCGGCGUCGGCUUUCUGCGCAGCCUAGCCAUCGCUCUCAAUCCCACGGGACCCAUUUACCUCCCCACCAAUGUUGUGCUGAUUGCCUUCUUCAACUACUUCUACACAUUCCUGCAGCUGGACCCCAAGGACGUCAGCGAGCAGCUCAAGCGGCAGGGCGCCAGCAUUCCCUCCGUCAGACCCGGGCGCGCUACGGCUAAUUACAUAACGGGCGUGCUCACGCGGAUGUCCAUCUUGGGGUCGGUGUUCUUGGGAUCUCUCGCACUGGCACCGGCCUUAGUGGAGGGUGUCACGCACCUGACGACGUUCCGGGGGUUUGCAGGAACCUCGAUUCUCAUUUUAGUCGGCUGCGCGACUGAUACCGCAAGGAAAGUGGAGGCCGAGCUAGUAUCUCAGAAAUACCUCACCAACAUCGGAGAAGAUAUGUCCAAGUAAACGAAAAACGUAUGUCAUAGAGAGAGAGAGAGAGAGAGAGAGAGAGAGAGAGAGAGAGAGAGAGAGAGAGAGA